UUCACCGUAACAAAAACCCUAAAUCCCCAACCUCUGCUUCAUUUGCUUUUCUACGCCCCGCCUCCUUCCUUGCUCAAAGUUCUCACAGUCGCACACUUGACCAGAACAAAAAAUGCCUUUCAAGAGAUACGUCGAGAUCGGGAGGGUGGCUCUCGUUAACUACGGCGAGGACUAUGGGAAACUCGUCGUCAUUGUCGACGUCCUUGACCAGAACCGAGCUCUUGUUGAUGCCCCUGAUAUGGUGAGAUCCCAAAUGAAUUUCAAGAGACUUUCCCUAACUGACAUCAAAAUUGACAUCAAAAGGGUCCCCAAGAAGAAGGAACUGCUUGCUGCCAUGGAGGCUGCUGAUGUGAAGAAGAAGUGGGAGAAUAGCUCUUGGGGUAGGAAGCUGAUUGUUCAGAAGAGAAGGGCAGCUCUUAAUGACUUUGAUCGAUUCAAGCUCAUGCUCGCUAAGAUUAAGAGAGCUGGGCUGGUGAGAACCGAGCUUGCAAAACUGAAGAAGGAGAGUGCAUCUUAGGAAAUAUCAUGAUAUUUAGUUUACAAUUUUGUCAUGGAUUUUCUUUUGAAAGCUUUAUGUUUGAAUGUAAUCCCUUUGUUUUUCUUCAAUCGAUUUUAGUUUUCAGAUCAUUGUUGUUUCUAGUAUUGUUGACAAAUGUUGGCGCAUCUCUUGAUUAAUUCUGCCAGUCUGUUUCACGUAUAGAAUACCAUUUUCUUGUAUGGAUUUUUAUGCUCAAUUUUGGUGCACGCUUUGUAUUA
Prunus dulcis (almond) is the source of this 756-nucleotide messenger RNA. RefSeq names its product 60S ribosomal protein L14-1-like. Gene Ontology annotation, molecular function: structural constituent of ribosome; RNA binding. Gene Ontology annotation, cellular component: ribosome; cytosolic large ribosomal subunit. The transcript is spliced from 5 exons. Bases 113 to 517 code for a protein of 134 amino acids. The record is from RefSeq and is a predicted model, not a curated record. Gene Ontology annotation, biological process: translation; ribosomal large subunit biogenesis. NCBI's taxonomy places the organism in Eukaryota, Viridiplantae, Streptophyta, Magnoliopsida, Rosales, Rosaceae.